ACAGCAAUCAAAACUACAGAAAGUAAAGAAUGUGAUGUCAAUACAAAUGCAUACUCCUUACAUACUGUUGGCUUGUAUUUGAUUCUGAAAUUUCCAAAUGGAUUAAUUGUGAUUUGGGACAAAAAUACAAGACUCUCUGUCAUACUGGAUCCACACUGGAAUGGCAAAGUGUGUGGUCUCUGUGGAAAUAACAAUGGCGAUCUCAAGGAUGAUUUCACCACAAGAUACUCAUCAAUGGCUGCUGGAGCACUGGAGUUUGGAAACAGCUGGAAAGAGAGUCAAGAAUGUUCUGAUACUGUUGCUCAAAGUUUCCCAUGUGACUCGAACCCGUACUGUAAAGCCUGGGCUGUGCGGAAAUGUGAGAUCAUCAGGGACAGCACCUUCCGCGACUGCCACAACAAGGUUGACCCCAGUUCUUACUACGAUGCGUGUAUCGAGGAGGCCUGCGCGUGUGACAUGGAAGGGAAGUACCUCGGCUUCUGCACGGCCGUGGCUAUGUACGCAGAGGCGUGCAGCGCCGUGGGAGUCUGUGUCUCCUGGAGAAAACCAAAUCUCUGUCCUGUCUACUGUGAUUACUAUAAUGCUCCUGGGGAAUGUAGCUGGCAUUAUGAACCUUGUGGAACGGUCACUGCAAAAACAUGCAAAGAUCGAGUCAUUGGCCAGAAAUUUUCUGCACUUUUAGAAGGUUGUUACGCUAAGUGCCCUGACAGUGCACCCUAUCUGGAUGAGAACACUAUGAAAUGUGUCCGUUUAUCUGAGUGCAGCUGCUUCUAUAACGACAUCAUACCUGCAGGGGGAGUGAUCCAAGAUAACUGUGGAAGAACAUGCUAUUGCAUUGCAGGGGAGUUGGAGUGCAGUGAAAAUAUUGCUACAAAUUCAACAUUUGCAGUUUCUACUACAACGGCUACUUCCAUAUUGAGCAGCACACCAGUGAUAACACUGGUCACCAGUAGUUCAGGCACAGCAGCAUCCAUUUCUGGGAUUACAACAUCAAACAGUGAAACAGUAGGAGCAACUCUCACUGAACAUUUUACUACAGGCAUUGCUACAACUUCAACUCCCAUCACCUCAACAACUGCAAGUCCGGUCACAACUGGAGUAGUGAGUUCCAUCAGCAGCCCUGGGGGCAUAUCAGGGACAACUGGAAUGCCACUAGGUGUAACCACAGGAGAUGACAUUGAAAUUACGACUGACACAGGCUUCAGAGCAGUAGGAACAGGAGGACCUACAGCACCAACGGUGAGAGAGAAAGCUGAAAGCACUUCUGGAAACAUGGACACUGGAGCUACAAGCCCAGGAAAAUCAGGUACGAUGGGAGAGUCCCCGGGAACCACCACAAGAGCAGGUGAGGAAAGUACACCUGGAGCUUCAGGCAUUGGGACCUCCAGUACUGGAAACCCAGCAGGCAAGACAAAGCCCUCUUGGGAGCUGUGGUGGGGGUCUAACUCUAGUUUUGCCCAGAUCUCAGAACAUGACAAUGAGAUUGAGUAA
Tupaia belangeri chinensis (Chinese tree shrew) is the source of this 1491-nucleotide messenger RNA. Its product is annotated as mucin-19. Lineage: Eukaryota; Metazoa; Chordata; Mammalia; Scandentia; Tupaiidae. Bases 235 to 1491 code for a protein of 418 amino acids. The transcript is spliced from 15 exons. The record is from RefSeq and is a predicted model, not a curated record.